UCCUUUCUGCUUGUGUUUCGCUGCUACUCGGUCUGGGAGGAAAGACCUACACACAUUCCCCUCGGAAGAAAAGCAGCACACACAGCCGCCGCCGCCGCCGCCGCCGCCCCCACCGACGGCGGAGAACGGCCAGAGAAUGGCCUUGCCGGCGAUCCCCGACGAGCUUCUGGUGGAAAUCCUCCUCCGCCUCCCCACCGCGGCCGACCUCAUCCGCGCCUCGGCCGCCUGCGUCUCCUUCCGCCGCCUAAUCGCCGGCCGCUCCUUCACCCGUCGCUUCCGCAAGCUCCACCCCCCGCCCCUUCUCGGCUUCCUCGACACAGGGCGGCUUCGCUUCCACCCCGCGGUCCCGCCUCACCCCUCCGCGCCCGCGGCCAGGGCCGUCGCCCGCGCCGCCGACUUCUCCUUCGACUUCCUCCCCUCCCCCUCCCCCUACCGGCCCUGGUCCGUGCAGGAUGUCCGUGACGGCUGGGUACUCCUCGAAAGGCCCCGCCCCCGCCCCCGCCGUCGCGGCGCGGGGCUGGAAUCUCCCUCCUAUGAGAUGGUCGUGUGCGACCCCUUGCACCGGCACUAUCUCUUGCUUCCCCGGAUCCCCGAUGACCUAGCCGCUUCGGUUGUGGGCGCACAAGGGUUCUGCCACGAAGACUCCUGCCUCGUCCCUUCCGGCGACGACGAGGAGGCAGCUGCGACGGACGAGGCGUCAUUCAGGGUGAUCUGGAUGCUGCUGCACCCAACUAAGCCGGUGAUCUUUCUCUUCUGUUCGGGCACACAGCAAUGGCGAAUCGUUCCAUCACUGACUUGGAGUGAGAUGUCGCCUGGCUUCGAGUUACCGGCGCAUGUGUUUUACCGCCUGAUGCGCCAUUACGCCCAUGGCUGUUUCUACUGGCUUUCAUAUUCCACUGAGAAAUUGUUUGUGCUUGAGAUCCGGAGGAUGGAGUUCUCCGUGGCGGACCACCCACCCUGUGAAAGAAAGCUGGGUGAGGAUGUCGUGAUUGCAGAGGCAGACCAAGGCAUGAUUCUGAUGUUUGUGCCUAAGCCUGACACAUCUCCCGUUAUUUAUACUGUUUGGCGAAACAAUGGUGGGAGGUUCACUCAGUGGCAGAUGGAGAAGCCAAUCACGCUGGAUUCUGGGUCCGGCCUCAUGGGUGCAGUGGGGAGGCAUUUGCUCAUAUAUUAUUGCGGAACCUCGUCGGUCGGGCGAAGUUGUUUCACGCAGGACGUUAACACAUUCCAGCUUGAGUGGGUGUGUUCCGCAGUUCCCAAACAGACACACGCAUACUGCAACUUCCCACCGUCGUUAUUAUCGUCACCGACAGUGUCAACUGGCACACACCAUGCUGACAUCCAGCGAGCGGGGGUUGAUGUGCCAGUGCCUCAACUACGAGAAUCUGACUCUGGAGGCAUGGAAGGACCUGUCAUUCCAGCGGCCGCGCGAGCUUCAAACCCCUUGUUCGUCGUCGAAGCCGCAGCCCAUGCCAAUGUCCUACGGCAAGCGGGGGACGCUGUGCGGGUGCCUGGACUACGAGAAGCUGGCCCUGAAGGCGUGACCUUGUGCAAUGCAGGCACACCCCAUGCCGACGUCCAUGGAGUGGGGGAUGAUAUGCCGGUGCCUGAACUACCAGAAGCUGACUUUGGAGGCGUGCAAGGACCUGUUGUUGCAGCGGCCGCCCGAGCUCCUAACCCCUGUUUUGACGCCGAAGGCACACCCCAUGGUGACGUCCAGGGAGAGGGGGAUGAUGUGCCGGUGCCUGAACUACAAGAAGCUAACCCUGGAGGUGUGCAAGGAUCUGUUGUUGCAGCGGCUGCCCGAGCUCCGACCCCCUCUUUCGUCGUCGAAGCCACACCCCAUGCUGACAUCCAGGAAGCGGAGGACAUUGUGCCGGUGCCUGAACCACGAGAAGCUGGCCCUGAAGGCGUGAUCUUGUGCAAUGCAGGCACACCACAGGGAGCGGGGGACACUGUGCUGGUGCCUGAAGCACGAGAAGCUGGCCCUGGAGGCAUGCAAGGACCCGUCCUCGCAUCCGCCGCCCAAGCCCCAAAACCCUCGUUCGACAACAAUGGCGUGGAGGCGGGUCGUGGUGGGGCGAGAAGAUGGCGCUGGGGCUGGGGCUGGACCUGCGGAGUCUGUAGGGGGCAGGUAGCCGAGGUGUGAGGAGACGAAGGACCGGAGUAGUAGUGCCAAGGCGUCCAGAAUGUGGUAGGCUGCUAGCUAGAUGGUGACAUGGAGUGGCCUGAUGAUCCUUUUUGUAAAGCUUAUUUGCUUGAUUUGUGUGGUGAUGGCCGUUGGGUACGAGCGAGGCACACGAGCAAGAGUGGCAGCUGUUCUGCUGGGAUUGCAAAGCUUUCGCCGUUGCGGGAUGACUGAUCGACAGUGCACUUCUUCUUCUGUCGGCAAACCCUGUAUUACUUGGCAACAAGUACUGCAUUGCUGA
Messenger RNA from Triticum aestivum (bread wheat), 2429 nucleotides. RefSeq lists its product as uncharacterized. The record is from RefSeq and is a predicted model, not a curated record. Gene Ontology annotation, molecular function: protein binding. NCBI's taxonomy places the organism in Eukaryota, Viridiplantae, Streptophyta, Magnoliopsida, Poales, Poaceae. Bases 137 to 2149 code for a protein of 670 amino acids. The transcript has 7 exons.